Molecule: messenger RNA, 8485 nt
Organism: Hypanus sabinus (Atlantic stingray)
Lineage: Eukaryota; Metazoa; Chordata; Chondrichthyes; Myliobatiformes; Dasyatidae
Product: spectrin beta chain, non-erythrocytic 1-like
Exons: 36
Coding region: 289-7632 (2447 amino acids)
Biological process (GO): actin cytoskeleton organization
Cellular component (GO): cortical actin cytoskeleton; plasma membrane; cell projection
Molecular function (GO): structural constituent of cytoskeleton; phospholipid binding; actin filament binding
Source: RefSeq, a predicted model, not a curated record
ACACGAACCUCAACGGGGAAAUCCUGACAGGGAUGGGAAAGGCUCUUUAGAAAUGCAAGUCUUUAUACCCAAUCUAUUUUCUUCCGUUUGAUUUCCCACCGCCUGCCCAGCCCCUAAUGCCAGCUGCGGAAGAGUGCGGGGCGGGGCGAGACCCGAGUGCCGCAGCGCCGUUCCCGCAAACGCCUGCGUGUCCGGAGCGCCGCGGGCGCUGGUCUGGCGGCUGCGGGGACCGGCCGGAGUGGGUUCUGACCUCUACCUUCCACCCUGAGAGGUGGGACUUCUGUCGCGAUGUCGUCCACAACCACAGACCUGGACAACAUGGAGGUCCAACGACAGUACAACAUGAACAGUUGCAGGGAAACCUCCGAGAGCCACCGGGAAGAGGAGCACAGUUCCUCCAAGCUUUUCGAAUCCUCGCGGAUAAAAGCCCUGGCUGACGAGCGUGACGCCGUCCAGAAGAAAACCUUCACCAAGUGGGUGAACUCCCACCUGGCACGAGUGCUCUGCCAAAUCACGGACCUUUACGUCGACCUCCGCGAUGGCUGUGCGCUGACCAAAUUGCUGGAGGUUCUGUCAGGGGAGCAGCUGCCCAAGCCGACCCGGGGCCGGAUGCGGAUUCACUCCCUGGAGAACGUGGACAAGGCCCUCCAGUUCCUGAAGGAGCAGCGGGUCCACCUGGAGAACGUCGGCUCCCAUGACAUCGUGGAUGGGAACCACCGCCUCACGCUCGGCCUCAUCUGGACCAUCAUCCUCCGGUUUCAGAUACAGGUGAUCAAAAUUGAAACGGAAGACAAUCGUGAGACACGGUCGGCCAAAGACGCUCUGCUGCUGUGGUGUCAGAUGAAGACGGCAGGAUAUCCUGGCGUGAACAUCCAGAACUUCACCAGCAGCUGGAGAGACGGACUGGCAUUUAAUGCGCUUAUCCACAAGCACAGGCAAGAUCUUAUCGACUUCAGCAAGCUGCAGAAGUCCAACUCGACCUUCAACCUCCAGCAGGCGUUCAGUGUGGCUGAGCAGAGACUGGGUGUUGCCAAGCUUCUCGACCCUGAAGAUGUGAACACCGAGAACCCAGAUGAGAAGUCCAUCAUUACCUAUGUGGUGUCCUAUUACCAUUACUUCUCCAAGAUGAAGGCACUAGCCGUAGAGGGCAAGAGAAUUGGCAAGGUGCUGGACAACACGUUGGAGAUUGAGCAGAUCAUCGCGAGGUACGGGGCACUGGCAACCGAGCUGCUGGAGUGGAUCGAGCGAACCAUCGCCCUCAUCAGCAACCAACGCUUUGCAAACUCUUUGGCCGGAGUUCAGCAGCAGUUCCAAGUGUUCACUAGCUACUGCACCGUGGAGAAACCAUUCAAGUUUGAUGAGAAGGGGAAGCUCGAAGUCCUGCUGUUCACCAUCCAGAGCAAACUUCGGGCAAACAACCAGAGGCCGUACGUCCCACCUGAGGGCAAGCUGAUCUCUGAUGUCAACAGGGCCUGGGAGAGGCUGGAGAAGGCGGAGCACGAGCGAGAGGGGGCGUUACGGAACGAGCUCAUCCGGCAGGAGAAGUUGGAGCAGUUGGCGCAUCGGUUCGAUCACAAGGCCGUGAUGCGCGAGACCUGGUUAAACGAGAACCAGCGCCUUAUCUCACAGGAUAACUUCGGCUAUGAUCUCCCUGCCGUGGAGGCGUCCAUGAAGAAACAUGAAGCCAUCGAGGCGGACGUGUCCUCCUACAAGGAGCGGGUGCAGGUGAUCACGGAGCUGGCUCGGGAGCUGGAGUCCGAGGGCUACUAUGACAUCAAGCGCAUCUCCGCUCAGAAGGACAACAUCUUGCGUUUGUGGGGCUUUCUCCAGGAGACGCUGACAGCCCGCCGAUCCCGCCUGGAGCUCAACCUGUCCCUGCAGAAGAUCUUCCAGGAGAUGGUCCACAUGAUUGACUGGAUGGAGGAGAUGCAGGUUCUGUUAUGUUCGAAGGACUUGGGGAAGCACUUGCUGGAAGUGGAAGAUCUGCUGCAGAAGCACAGCCUCCUGGAGGCGGACAUCUCGGUGCAGGAGGAGCGGCUGAAGGCCUUGAAUACGGCGGCUCUGGAGUUCACGAAGGACGAGGGUUACCAGCCCUGCGACCCGCAGGUGAUCUGCAACCGCGUCCACCACGUGAACAGCUGCGUGGAGGAGCUGCACCGGCUGGCGUCCCUGCGCCGUGCCCAGCUGGAGGGCUCGCGGUGCCUGUGGGCCUUCCUGCAGGAGAUGGAGGAGGCGGAGAGCUGGAUCCACGAGAAGCAGCAGGUCAUCUCCUCGCCGCACUUGGGCAAGGACCUCAGCAGUGUCACCCGGCUGCUGGGCAAGCACAGGGUCCUGAUGGGGGAGCUGGCCAGCCGGUGUGGCCUCCUCACCCAGACCAUCACCAAGGGGGAGCAGAUCCUGGCGGAGAAGCACUUCGGCACGGGGAACAUCCAGGAGAGGAUCCUGGAGGUCCGGGUCCAGUGGAAGAAGCUCGAUGAGUUGGCGGUUCUCCGACUCCGGCACCUCCAGGAGGCCCUGGACUUCUUCCAGCUGAAGGCAGACAUGGACGACCUGGAGGUCUGGCUGCAGGAUGCGUACCGCAUCGUGUCCAGCGACGACUUCGGCCACGACGAGUACUCCACGCAGUCGCUGGCGAAGAAGCACCGGGGCUUGGAGGACGACAUCGAGCAGCACCGGCAGGCAGUGGAAGCCCUCCGACAGCAGGCGGCCGGCCUGGCGCCCGAGUACUCGGAGCUAGAGGAGGUGAAGGUCCGCGCGGCCGAGGUGGAGGGCCUGUACACCGAGGUGAAGGAGGUGGCGGGACUGCGGCGGCAGUGGCUGCAGGACGCGCUGGCCGUGUACCGCAUGUUCAGCGAGGUCAACGCCUGCGAGCGCUGGAUCGACGAGAAGGAGCAGUGGCUGAAUCGGAUGGAGAUCCCUGAGAGGCUGGAGGACCUGGAACUGGUGCAGCAGAGGUUCGAGAGUCUGGAUCAGGAGAUGAACAGCAUGUUGACCCGAGUUGUGGAGGUAAACGAAAUCGUGCGGCAGCUGGUGGAGAAUGGGCAUCCGAGUGCUACUGAGGUCAGGAGUUGCCAGGAUCAUCUCAACAGCAGGUGGGGCCAGAUCUUGCGGCUGGUCAAGAGCAAAAAGGACACCACAAACUCUCUGCUGUGUGUCCAGAGCUACUUACUGGAGUGCAACGAGAUCAAGAGCCAGAUCCGAGAGAAGAGGAAGGUCAUUGAGUCCACGCAGUACCUGGGCAACGACUUUGGCGGGGUGAUUGCUCUGCAGAGAAAGCUCUCCACCAUGGAGGGGGCCCUGGCCGUGAUCGAGCCCAAGCUGAUCGGCCUGCAGCUGGAGGCGGAAGGCCUGGCCACGGCUCAUCCGGCCCAGGCCCUGGAGAUCCUUGUCCAGUUUGAGGAGAUCAGCGAGGAGUGGGAGCAGCUGAAGCGGGCGCUGCAGGGCUGCGAGGAUUCCCUGAGCGUGGCUGGCAAGCUGCAGCAGUUCAUCCAGGACCUGGACGGCUUCCUAUCCUGGCUGGCCCAGACGCAGGCCGCCGCCCUCUCCGAGGAGAUGCCCAACACGCUGGGGGAGGCCGAGGCCCUCCUGCGGCAGCACGAGGCCACCAAGGAGGAGAUGGGCCGUCGGGAGGACGACUACCGGAGGAUUCUGGCCGUCCAGGAGCUGCUGGUGCUGGACGAGGCCGAGCUGCCGCUCCUCUCCAUCCGGCAGUGGCUGCAGAAGCUGGAGCUGGGCUGGGAGAAGCUGCAGCAGGUGUGGCAGCAGCGGCAGGAGAUGCUGCUUCAGGCUCACGUCUACCACCUCUUCCUGCGCGACGUCCGGCAGGUCGAGGCCUUUCUCAACAGCCAGGAGUCCAAACUGGCCCAACUGGAACUUCCGACAACAGUGGCAGCAGCAGAGGCGGCGAUCAAGAAGCACCGGGACUUCCUGGUGACCCUGGAAAUAAACUUGCAGAAGAUCAACACGGUGGUGGAGGCUGGAGGGCACCUGGCGAAAGGUGGCAAUGUCUACGUGGACAAGAUCAAAGAUCAGAUGGAAUCCGUCAUCACCAGGAGCCAAAACAACUACAAGCUUGCCCAUGAGUGGUUGGUGCGGCUAAGCGACCAGUGGGAGCUUCUGCGGUUCCUCCAGAGCUGUCACGAGUUGGCAGAGUGGAUUAAUGAGAAGAUGCUGACAGUCCGGAACACGUCACACGAUGAUGCUCAGAAACUGCACAAAAAAUGGCUGAAGCACCAGGCGUUUAUGUCAGAGCUGGUGCUGAACCGGGAAUGGCUGGCUAAAAUCGAGAAGGAGGGGCAAGAGCUGAUCAAAGAGAAGCCCGAGUUGGCUUCAGUGGUGAGGAAGAAGCUGGAAGAGAUUCACGAAUGCUGGACCCUUCUGGAAAGCACGACUCAGGAGAAGGCGCAGCACCUGUUCGACGUGGAUAGGGCGGAGCAGCUGGUGCAGAGUUACAGUGACUUGGACAGGAGGCUGUCCCAACUCGAAGGGCAACUGCUGGCGGCGGACGGUGGGCGGGACAUUGCUACGGUCAACACUCAGCUCCAGAAGCUGCAGGUGCUGGAGAACCAGAUGGAGGGCUGGUACAAGGAGGUGGGAGAGUUGCAGGCCCAGGCUGCAACACUGCAACAGGAAGGUUCUGGAAAAGAAGAGGUCAUUGAGAAGCAAAAUGUCGUGGAAACAAGAAUUGUGCGCCUGAUUGAGCCACUGAAGCAAAGACGGAGGAUUCUUUUGGCAUCCAAAGAGGUCCACCAGAUCACGCGGGACAUGGAAGAUGAGAUGCUCUGGGUUGAGGAACGUUUGCCAUUGGCCAAGUCCAAGGACCAUGGCGUCAAUCUACAAACAGUACAGCUUCUUCUGAAGAAACUUCAGACUCUCCAGUGGGAGAUCCAAGGGCACCAGCCUCGGAUCGGUGAUGUGAUAGAGCGGGCUGGACACAUUGCUUCGAUUCAGAGCCCGGAGGCCGAUGCUGUGCGCCUGAGCCUGGACCGGCUGCAGGAGCUGUGGAACGCAUUGCAGGAAGAGACGCAGCAGCGGCAGCAGAGGUUGCUCGCGACGCAGCAAGCCCAGCAGUAUUACUUUGAUGCCAGCGAGGUGGAGUCCUGGCUGAGCGAGCAGGAGCUGCACAUGAUGACAGAUGAGAAAGGCAAGGAUGAGCAGAGCUCUCUCCAGCUGUUGAAGAAACACCUGACCCUGGAGCAGACUAUCGAUGAUUACGCAGAGAAUAUUUGCGAGCUCUCGAAGAUGUGUAGAGCGUUACUGGAUGAAGGACACUCAGAGAGCGAGCAGAUCAGCAAGCAGCAAUCACAGAUCGACCGUCUGUACGUGAGUCUGAAGGACCUGGCCGAGGAAAGGAAGGGCAAGUUGGAGCAGCGCUACUGGCUCUUCCAGCUGAACCGCGAGGUUGACGAGCUCGAGCAGUGGAUCGCCGAGCGAGAGGUGGUCGCCGGAUCUCCAGAGCUUGGCCAAGAUUAUGAGCAUGUCACUUUACUACUGGAGAAGUUCACAGAGUUCGCCCACGAGACUGGGAUGAUCGGGCAGGAGCGGGUGAACACGGUGAAUCAGAUGGUGGACGAGCUGAUCGAUUAUGGCCACAGCGACGCUGCCACCAUCGCGGAGUGGAAGGACGGCGUCGGCGAGGCCUGGGCGGACCUGCUGGAGCUGAUAGAGACGCGGGCUCAGAUGCUGUCGGCCUCCCAGGAGCUGCACAAGUUCUUCAGCGACUGCAAGGAGGUUGCUGGCCACAUUGAGGAGAAACACAAGCUGCUUCCGGACGUCGCUGUCGGCGAUUCCAGCAGCACCUUUACUCUACAACGAAUGCUGAGUUCCUUUGAGCAUGACAUACAAGCCCUGGUUGUGCAGGUGAGGCAGUUACAGGAGCACGCUGCCCAGCUGCGCACGGUGUAUGCCGGCGAGAAUGCCGAGGCCAUUCAGGUGCAGGAGCAGAGAGUGAUGCAGGCUUGGAAGGAGCUGCUGGGCACCUGCGAACAGCGGAAGCUGCAGCUCACCACCACCGGCGACAAGAUUCGCUUCUUCGGCCUGGUUCGCGAGCUGGUGGGCUGGAUGGACAGCAUUAUCUGUCAGAUCGGCACAGGCGAGAAGCCCCGGGACGUUUCUUCUGUGGAGGUACUGAUGAAUUAUCACCAGAGUCUCCGGGGGGAGAUUGAAGCCAGGCACAAGAAACUCAUGUCUUGCGUUGAGCUGGGCAAAAACUUGCUCAUCACAAAGCAUCACACUUCUGACGAGAUUCAGGAGAAGGUGGACAAGGUGCUGAGGAAGCAGAAUGAGAUGAUGGAGAAGUGGGAACAACACUGGGAAUGGUUACAACAGAUGCUGGAAGUCCAUCAGUUCGCGCAGGAAGCGGUGGUGGCUGAGUCGUGGCUGAGCACGCAAGAGCGACUGGUCACCAGUGAGCAGCUGGGCAACAGCGUGGACGAGGUGGAGCAGCUGAUCAAACGGCACGAAGCCUUCCGCAAGUCGGCAGCAGCCUGGGAGGAGAGGUUCAGCUCGCUGAGGAGACUGACCACGCUGGAACGCAUGGAGAAUAAGGUUCCCUUUGCUGUCCAGCCUCAGCAGCCUGCCACGCCGAUGCUGAGCCGCAGAGUGCUGCCAGAGUCCAGAGGCUCCCCAAUAAAGCAGUCAGUGGCCGUCGCGGGAAUCCGACCCGUCAAGCAGCAGGCGAAAUACGAAAUUGUCGACGAACUCGAGGAGGAGCACCCCGACAGAGGGGAGUACAAGCCGGCCAAAAGAGCUGCCAGGCCGGAGAAGCAGGAGCCGGCUGCCACGAGGCACCCGCAGCGCGAGCGGCCACAGCCGAAGCCGGAGCAGGCCGAGGUGAGGCAGGAGCGCAGGAUCGAGCGGCAGGAGUCGCUGAGUGAGCCGCGGGAGGCGGAGCAGGAUGCUGCUGGGGACAGGAAAACAACCCUCGCUGAUAUUGUCGAGCAGUUACAGGAGAAGGAAGCCCAGGAGCGCGAUUCCUCAUUGUCCAUCGGGCUGCCAAAUGGGAUCGAGAAGCUCCCAGAGAGAAUCCCGCGGCCGGACAGACCACGGGCCAGAGACAGACCCAAGCCCAGGAGGAGACCGCGGCCCAAAGACCCCAACCAGCCCGGUUCAGAAACUCGCCGAUCCAGGUCCGCCCCAUCUCCCCAGAAUAGUGUCGCAGUCCCAGUGAUGGUGACGCAUACGGCGGAGCACGAGGGGUUCCUUGCACGCAAGCAUGAAUUCGAAGCUCCAAACAAAAAAUCAUCCAGCAGGUCCUGGGCUAACGUCUACUGCGUCAUAAGUAAAGGAGAUCUGGGGUUUUAUAAAGAUGCCAAGAGUCAAAAAGCAGGAACAACCUAUAACGGGGAAGCACUUGUCACACUUAGCGAGGCCACUUGUGAAAUCGCCAACAAUUACAAAAAAAAGAAAUUUGUGUUUAAAAUACGGAUAACCGAUGGCAAUGAAUACCUGUUCCAGGCAAAGGAUGAGGAAGAGAUGAACAGUUGGAUCAAGGCUUUUUCCACCGCCAUCACAGAACAUGCAGAAAUUGUGCAGCAAAGCGGCCAGAUCCCUCCUACUACCUCCUCCACCGAUGAAGGGAAUCCGAAACGGGAAAGUGAUCGAAGAUUCAGCCUCUUUGGGAAGAAGAAAUGAGUAUAAGAGGUUGUCUUUGACUUUAGAAACCACAGCCAUGAUAUUGGAUAUUUGGAUUUGCACUUGAUGUACAAAUGAUUUCAUCUUGAACCUGAAGACCUAACGUUUUUAGUUUUAUAAUUUACACAAAUGUUGAACAAUUGCAAUUGCUUCUCUGGAAUGGACUUGUGAAGACUUUCUAUGAAAAUAACAGUUCAGUUUCUCUUCUGUUCAUGAAUAUGUUCGGCUGCUGGCUGGAAUCUCAAGGCUGAAUGGUGAAGGAGGCAGGCUUGGCAAGUCCAUCUGAUCCAAUACGUUGGCAGUUUGCUGGGGCUUCUGUUGCCUUUUGUUCUCUCGUUCCAUGCACUUGUGGAUUUGAUUCAAAAUGUUCGGCUUGAGUUUGAUUAAUAAUGACAAUGAAUAAGAGAAAUAUCCCCCCCAUCGACAUAUUUUAUUAAAAGAAAUGACUAUCACUCCAUUCAGUUUUAAUCUUCUUUACAAAUAGAAAACUUCUGAGAAGAUGCACUGCUUGUUUUAUUUAUCAGCAGAAAUAUAUUUAAUGGUCACUGCUGUUAACUGGAAUCUUUGCAUAACAUUGAAAUGUAAAGCAAUUAAUUUUAAAUGUGAUUUCUGGCAUUGUAGCAACUGGUAUCCUUCACAGGCGAAUCUAAUUCUUUUAUGAUUUGUAAAUUUCUAAUGUUGGAAGAUGAAGAAUUAACGUCACGUUUGAGGGGUUCGAACUGUAGAUACCAACACGAUACUGGGUCAAACUGUAUGGUUUUGGGCAUUUGUGCUGUCCCUUUAUCGGUUCCUCAGGAUUGCUGUCAAAAAGAGAAAAAUAUAUUAAAUAAAUAUUUAGCUAAGAUCACAGUGA